Molecule: messenger RNA, 1966 nt
Organism: Metopolophium dirhodum (rose-grain aphid)
Lineage: Eukaryota; Metazoa; Arthropoda; Insecta; Hemiptera; Aphididae
Product: vesicular glutamate transporter 2-like
Exons: 10
Coding region: 232-1620 (462 amino acids)
Biological process (GO): monoatomic anion transport
Molecular function (GO): transmembrane transporter activity
Source: RefSeq, a predicted model, not a curated record
UUUCCCAACACUGUACAAUAUAGAUUUAUUCAUUUAUAACUACCUACACUUAAUACAAUUUUAGUCGGACCAUCGUUUGCACACAUUGGAAACGUUCUAUACGUCCAUACUCCACACCCUAAAGUUUAGAAAACUAUAAUUAAUUAUUAAAACAAAAUAUUUGAGAUUUGACUAUGAAAAAAAUGCACAGCGUAAUCCGUCAGCCAGCCAAUUUAUUUUAAGAAGUGGAAGAUGAUUAUCGGGGAUGACGAAACAAUUAGAUGGAAUUCUCCGUCUCAAUUCCAAUUACAAGAACAGCCAUCACGGUGGUCCAGAUUCAUCGACAUAUAUUUUGCCCGAUUGAAAACUACAUACUGGAACAGAGGAUACGCAAUAGUUUUGCUUGGACUUAUUGGUAUCAUCAUUUCGUGGAUUUUAUUUGUUUUAUAUCCAUAUACGGUUCUUGUGUAUCUGAAGGAACAAAAUAAAAAUAAAAUUUACACUUCCAAUUAUAAUUGCUCAUCUUACAAAAUGAACGGAUAUUUUAUCGGCUUAAUACCUGGUGGUGUUUUAGCAACUGUUUAUCCUGCACACAAAAUUUUAGGGGUAUCAGUCUUUUUAUUUUCGAUUGGUCAUAUAAUUUUACUCGUGAGCAUGAAAUACUUGAGCGCUUACAUGCAUUGUUUCACACAGUUUUACAUAUCAAUGGCAAUGGCCACCAUUAUUUUGUCAAUUCACGGGACUUUGGCAUAUUCGAUCCCACUGAAGAAACAGUCAAUACGUCACGUUCCAAUAAUAUUGUGCUGGAUGAUAUUUAAUAGUGGACAUCUCAGUGCUCCUAUACUCCACGAACAAAUUUGUAUUUAUUAUACGACAACUCUAUGUUUUGGUGUGAUUGGAUUGUUAUGGUAUCUUUUUUGGCUGAACGCGUUCAAUGGAAAUCGACGUCAGAGCCUGAACCCACGAUAUUCUUCUAACUUACCGGACAUACCAUGGAAAUCGUUUUAUACUUCAAAACCUUUGCUUGUGAUUGCCUUAUUAUACGCGUGUGAUGCUCAGCUUAAUCAAACAAUUGGAAGUGUUUAUCACAACAGCGAAAUGUCAGAAUUGAGGAAAUACACUAUAAUUUUAUUGUUGCUUUUCAUCGUUCUGGCUGAAUUAAUUCCAGAAAUCACAGAAUCCAUUCCCACCGUCAGCGUCAGAAAGCUCUGGAGUUGCUCAUAUUUUAGUACGAUGGGCAUAUAUUAUUUUCUGAAAGAUAUUUUAGGUUACAGUUUAAAAACAAAUAAAAUAUGGGGUUAUAUUUUAACAGAAAUGAAAUAUCUUUACAUUUUUGGAUUCUACUUAAACCAUUUAGAUAUUGCACCAAAAUAUGCUAGUUUACUUUAUAGUUUACUGCUAACCAUAAAUUAUAUUUCCAACUUUUUAUGGGACAAUGUCGUAAACACUUUAUUCAGUACUUGGGUACGUAACGAAGUCGAAACUGGUUUCAUGAUGGGGACAAUAUGUUUUGCGGUAGCUGUGUUUUAUGACAUUUUCGCUUCGGCGGAAGUACAGCCAUGGGCAGCAGAUAAUUCGGUAGAAGAAAAUCAACAAAUUAUGGUUGAAAGCAAUAAUUAUAAUAAUUUACCAUGUACAUAACAAUUAUACAUUAUAAUAAUAUGGUUACUAUUUCUACAAUGCUUGUUAUAUUGUAAUAAUAAUAUUAUGGAUAUUACGAAGAGCUAGUUAUAUUAACCUAAUUUAAGCAGGCUCCAACGACUUCAGUUGAUGUCAAACAAUCAUUUUAACUUCAAUUUUUCACUAAUUAUUUAAAUUAUUUUUUUUUUUCAACUUAAUAAUAUUUUUAAAAUGCUUGUACUAUUAUUAUAGACAUUCGAAAAUAUUGGCUUAUAUAAUUUUUGUUUGUGUGUAAAAUAAGUUUAAAAAUGUUAUAUAACAUCCUCAUAAGUUAUAAGCUACAUAGGCUCCAAUAAAUAAAUAUUUA